This is a messenger RNA of Callithrix jacchus (white-tufted-ear marmoset), 943 nucleotides long. The record is from RefSeq and is a predicted model, not a curated record. Lineage: Eukaryota; Metazoa; Chordata; Mammalia; Primates; Cebidae.
CUAGAAGUUAGGUUUUUAUUUUAAACAAGAACUACUCUACUGUCUCAGCCUAUCAACAGCACGUACAUUUGCUCGGUUUUUCACUAAAAAUUCCACCGUUUGCUGUCUCUUGCAAAUUAUAGCAAAUAAAAGUGGUGUGUUGCUCUUCCCUUCUGCGGCCAUCACCUAAGCGGGAACUGCCAAAAUGAAGUUCAAUCCCUUUGUGACUUCCGACCGAAGCACGAAUCGCAAAAGGCGUUUCAAUGCACCUUCCCACAUUCGCAGGAAGAUUAUGUCCUCCCCGCUUUCCAAAGAGCGGAGACAGAAGUACAGUGUGCGAUGCACGCCCAUCCGGAAGGGUGAUGAAGUUCAGGUUGUACGAGGACACUAUAAAGGUCAGCACAUUGGCAGAAUAGUCCAGGUUUACAGGAAGAAAUGCGGAAUCUACACUGAACGGGUGCAGCGGGAAAAGGCUAAUGGCAUAACCGCCAACGCAGGCGCUCACCCCGGCAAGGUGGGUAUCACUAGGCUAAAACUGGACAGAGACCGCAAAAACAUCCUUGAACGGAAAGCGAAAUCUCGCCAAGUAGGAGAGGAAAAGGGCAAAUACACGGAAGAAACAAUCGAGAUGCAGGAAUAAAGUGACCUUACAUACAAGCUUUGAUUAAAACCGAAAAACAAAAAGUGGCGUGUUUCCAUCGUAUAAAACACCAAAUAAUAAAAUAAUUCACAAAAUUACACAUUUCUCAAAUGAGCUGAAAAGCUUCUCUUAGAUGUUUGAACUUCAACAUGUAAUAUAGAAAGGAAGUAAAUGAAAACCAGUCCAUUCCUUCUCACUCCUCCCGGCUUUCUGAUGGGCUGCUCUCUGCCUUGCAAACACCCCUCCCCUUCCUCCCCACACAGCACUGAGUGUGGAAUACUGUAAUCACUUCAUUGUUUCCCUCUGAAACCACGAGCUUCUUGA